AUGCAAGGCUUCUCCUGGGAGAAUCACAGCUCUGUGUCAGAGUUCAUCCUUCUGGGCUUCUCCAGGGAUUUCCAAGUUAAUGUAAUCCUCUUCAAUGUCUUCUUUUUCCUCUACCUCUCUACACUCGUGGGCAAUGGACUCAUUGUCACCUUGAUCCACCUGGACUCCCGCCUCCACACACCCAUGUAUUUCUUCCUCAGUGUCCUGUCCAUGCUGGAUAUGAGCUAUGUCACCACCACAGUGCCCCAGAUGCUGGUGCACCUUGUCUGCCAGAAGAAAACUAUCUCCUAUUCUGGGUGUGUGGCCCAGAUGUACAUCUUUCUGGUGUUAGGCAUCACUGAAGGUUGGUUGUUCUCUGUCAUGGCCUAUGACAGAUAUGUAGCCAUUUGCCACCCACUCAGAUACAAGGUUAUCAUGAGGCCUUGGCUGUGUGGAGCAAUGGUGGUCUUCUGUGGACUAUGGGGUGUCAGCUGUUCACUAGUCUACACUGUCUUCACUAUGAGGCUGCCCUACUGUGGCCCCAAUGAGAUCAAUCACUUCUUCUGUGAGGUCCCUGCUGUUCUGAAGCUUGCCUGUGCAGACACAUCCCUCAACGACCAAGUUGAUUUUAUCCUGGGUUUCAUCCUUCUCCUGGUACCUCUUUCUUUCAUCCUGGCCUCGUAUGUCUGCAUCUUUGCUACCAUUCUGAGGAUCCGCUCAGCCCAAGGUCGGCUGAAGGCCUUUUCCACCUGUGCCUCCCACAUCACUGUGGUCACCAUGUUCUGUGGUCCUGCUAUGUUUAUGUACAUGAACCCUGGGGCCAACGCCUCCCCAGAGAGGGACAAGAAACUGGCCCUGUUCUACAAUGUCAUCUCUGCCUUUCUCAACCCUAUUAUCUACAGCCUUAGAAACAAAGAUGUGAAGAGGGCUUUCCUCAAAGUAACAGGCUGGGGAGGAGCCACUGAGUAA
Messenger RNA from Onychomys torridus (southern grasshopper mouse), 948 nucleotides. RefSeq names its product putative olfactory receptor 2B3. NCBI's taxonomy places the organism in Eukaryota, Metazoa, Chordata, Mammalia, Rodentia, Cricetidae. The transcript has a single exon. Gene Ontology annotation, molecular function: G protein-coupled receptor activity; olfactory receptor activity. The coding region runs from base 1 to 948 and encodes 315 amino acids. Gene Ontology annotation, biological process: G protein-coupled receptor signaling pathway. The record is from RefSeq and is a predicted model, not a curated record. Gene Ontology annotation, cellular component: membrane.